CUAGCUAGCUAGCCGAUCUACAACUGCGCCCGAACCCAGACAUUGCAAUACCUAGGAUCACACCAAAAAGUCGACGGAGAUGGCGGCGGCGGUCGGCGACGCCCUCCUCCGUGACCGUCUCAGCGACGUCCCGGACAGCAUCCUGGUGGCCAUCCUCUCCCUCUUGCCGAUCGACGAAGCGGCCAGGUCUACCGCGCUCGCCUCUCGCUGGCGCCACCUCUUUCCGUCCACCCUCCUCGAUUUCAGAGCCCCCAGGCGCAACGUCGUCAAGGUCGUAGACUCCAUCCUCGCCACCCACCCCACCGCUCUCGUGCGCUCCUUUAGUGCCGGCAGGCUCCGCUUCCGCGCCGACCAAGGCAGCGCCCCCUUGGACGGCUGGCUCAAGGAUCUGGCGAACCGCGGCCUCGAGGAACUCGUCCUCCAAUUCGAAGAGAGGAGGGAGGCGAUCCCGGAAUCCAUCCUCGCCUGCGCCUCCCUGAAGCACCUCCGGGUGAUCUCCGGCGCCUUCCCUGACGUCACCGAGGCAGCCGCGUCCCCCCUCGCCCGCCUCACCAAGAUCGAACUCUCCGCCGUCAAGAUCUCCGAUGAGUCGGUGGAGUCCCUGCUCUCGCAGUGCACGGCUCUGGAGCACCUGGAGAUGAAUGGCGUGAGCAAUUGCGGCUGCCUUCGUAUCCGGUCUCGGAGCCUCAAGGUCCUCAACAGCCACGGCGACUUUGAUGAGCUCUUCAUCGAGGACGCUCCUAACCUGGAGCGGGUGCUCGGCAACUUCAUGCACCUCAGAAAAGUGCAUAUAGAGGUCAAGCACGCUCCGAAGCUGGAGUUCUUAGGUUACCUCAGCAUGCUCCACACAAUUGAGAUUGGAGGCACGGAGUUGCUGUCAAUAAAGGAAGUAGAAGCUGAAAACGAAGACGAUGAUGAAGACGAAGACGAAGAGAUUAGACCGCCAAGGAAGUUCACGGAAGUAAGAAAUUAUGUGAAGACAAUGCCAAGCAUGAAGACGCUGGCCGUCUCGGUGAGCUACAUGACCAGAGGGUAUUACACGAUUGAGGGGUUUAUCGGUUGGUUCAUGGAGCUCCUCAAGCUGUUCCCUUGCCUGGAGACGCUCUACAUCAAGUCCGAGUCCUGGUCCGGGGUUGAUGAGGACGAGGUGCCGGGCUCUUGGGACGUGCUGAGAUCCGUUCCCUGCAUCAACAACCACCUCGAGAAGGUGGUGUUGGAGGUUUACAGAGGGCACGACUGGCAGAUGGAGAUGGCCAAGUUCUUCCACGGGAGGAGUAGGUUCCUCAAGACCAUGGAAUUCCACUGCAUGGACGAUACAGGCAGAGCAGACUACGGCAAGGCCCCGAGCGAAGAAUGGGUCGGGAACCAGCAUGAGCUCCUGUGCUUCGACAGCCGGGUUUCGAGUGACGCCCGUUUCGUCUUCUUCAAGCAUCAGCUGCCGUGUAACCAUCAUUAUAUAUGCCACGACGAGGAUUACAAGAGGGAUUAUUACAGUAACCUUUAUGAGGUUUAACAAGUCCUCGUUGGGUGGCUAGAAGAGUUGACGCAUAGAUUUUUUUUUUAAUUUGGUUAUAUUAGGGCGACUUUGGAAUUUGAGAUGGGCUGAUGUUUCUAGUUGUCAAAUGGUUGAACAAUAGGUACUACUUCCUCCGUCCAACAAAAGAGAUCUCAAGUUUGACUAAAUUUAAAUGCAUCUAUACACUAAUUCAUGUCUAGAUGCAUUCAAAUUUUGACAAACUUUAGACAUCUUUUGUUGGACGGAGGGAGUAUUUGGUUCGCCUUAAACACAUGUGAACUCGUUCCUUAUACUCAACGGAUAUAAUUCUGAAUAGGUAGAUGAUUAAUGCUUGAAUCUGUUGGUCUUUUUGGAUAUGGUGCUGAGAACUAUGUUAAGCACAGGCGUGCUUGUUCUUUUCUGUUUGGUAGUGUAUGCUAGCUGGAGGCUGCAA
Molecule: messenger RNA, 1949 nt
Organism: Brachypodium distachyon (stiff brome)
Lineage: Eukaryota; Viridiplantae; Streptophyta; Magnoliopsida; Poales; Poaceae
Product: F-box/FBD/LRR-repeat protein At1g13570
Exons: 3
Coding region: 80-1513 (477 amino acids)
Molecular function (GO): protein binding
Source: RefSeq, a predicted model, not a curated record